AAAAGCCUAGUGGAUAGAUAGAGCAGAGCCACCUUCCUCCUUCACUUCACAAACCGCUCGGCGACAAAGACGACGAAGCCGAGGAAUCCCAACGAAGGAGACGAACACAUCGAGAGACUUCAAAAUCUCUUCUCUCAGAUUCAGAAAUCCAAAAGCUCGAAAAGGAGGAGAUUCGAAAUUGUGCGAGAGAACAGAAAUGGCCUCCACUGACUCAUAUGCGGCGGCAGCUUCCCCUGAAGAGCUUACCAAGAGAUCCCCCGAACCUCAUGAUGAUUCGGAAGCUGACUAUGCUGAGAAGCCAACACACAUACGGUUUCUUGUAUCCAAUGCGGCGGCUGGUUCCGUCAUAGGGAAAGGAGGCUCGACCAUCACUGAGUUUCAGGCUAAGUCCGGGGCGCGGAUCCAGCUCUCACGUAACCAAGAGUUUUUCCCUGGGACGACUGAUAGAAUCAUUAUGAUUUCUGGCUCCAUUAAAGAAGUUGUCAGUGGACUGGAACUUAUCCUUGAUAAAUUGCACAGUGAGCUUCAUGCUGAAGAGGGAAGUGAUGUUGAGCCUAGGAGAAGACUAAGACUUGUGGUCCCUAACAGUUCUUGUGGAGGCAUUAUUGGAAAAGGAGGAGCCACCAUCAAGUCAUUCAUUGAGGAAUCUAAAGCUGGGAUUAAGAUAUCCCCUCUGGAUAAUACCUACUAUGGGUUGAGUGACAGGCUAGUGACAUUAUCUGGAACCAUCGAAGAACAGAUGCGGGCCAUUGAUUUGAUUUUGGCUAAGCUUACCGAGGACGAUCAUUACUCCCAGAAUGUACAUUCCCCAUAUUCGUAUGCAGCGGGAUACAAUGCGGUUAACUAUGCACCCAACUACGCUCCCAACGGUUCUGGAGGCAGGUAUCAGAACCACAAGGAAGAAGCUAGCACCACGGUGACAAUUGGUGUGGCGGAUGAGCAUAUAGGAUUGGUCCUUGGCCGUGGGGGAAGAAACAUCAUGGAAAUCACUCAGAUGACCGGUGCCCGAAUUAAAAUAUCAGACCGAGGUGAUUUCAUGUCUGGAACCACUGAUAGGAAAGUGAGUAUCACAGGGUCACAGAGAGCAAUCCAACAAGCUGAGACCAUGAUAAAACAGAAGGUUGAUUCAGCCUCGGAGAGAGCCAACGAAUAGAACCGAUAAAGAGUAUCCCCAUCGUGGUUCCGUUCCUAUCUCUGGUCUGUGUUUUAUUUAUUGGUUUGAGGCUUAAAAGCUUUUUCAGAUGGGGAUCUCAAAUCAUCUUUGAGUGAGGCAGAGACAUCUCUCAAGGACCUGUGUUUCUUCUUUCGUUUUCUGUUUAUGUUCCUGAAGCAGAUUUGGAGUUAGCCGUUACUAUUCUCAUUUGUUUUUUUCUUAGUAACUUUAUUUCAUUUUGUUCGAAGUUUUGUUUCCCUUGAGUUCUUCCUGUCGUAACAAUUUUUACAAUAAAACCAACCAUUACAUUAUAGUCAAAUCAGAUUUGUGUGGUUUUGGCAA
Messenger RNA from Raphanus sativus (radish), 1495 nucleotides. RefSeq names its product protein BTR1. The coding region runs from base 197 to 1153 and encodes 318 amino acids. The transcript is spliced from 9 exons. The record is from RefSeq and is a predicted model, not a curated record. Gene Ontology annotation, molecular function: mRNA binding. Gene Ontology annotation, cellular component: cytoplasm; cytosol. NCBI's taxonomy places the organism in Eukaryota, Viridiplantae, Streptophyta, Magnoliopsida, Brassicales, Brassicaceae. Gene Ontology annotation, biological process: regulation of gene expression.